AUGAUGGAGACGGAUGUUCGGACUUCUCCAUCAUGGGAAGAACAUUCGAUUCUUGGACAAACUUUGAAGAGUGGUUGGGUUCGAAGGAGCGCGAGACGUGUUCCAAGCUUACAAGGAGACGGAAAAGAGAUCGACUCGCAGGAAGUGAAGCAGCGAUACAAAAGUACCAAGCGUGUACAUAAGCAUUGCCCUUGCUUCGCAAAGGUCAGAGUCCGCGGCGACAACGUAGUUGAAGUUACGGCGUGUUUUGGGCACAUGGGGCACAACAUCUGUCACGCGUCCUUCCCACUCUCGAGUGAAGACGAGUUAACAAUUAAGUCGAUGCUAGUAGCAGACAUUCCACCACACGCAGUAUAUUUAUAG
Molecule: messenger RNA, 363 nt
Organism: Necator americanus (New World hookworm)
Lineage: Eukaryota; Metazoa; Nematoda; Chromadorea; Rhabditida; Ancylostomatidae
Exons: 4
Coding region: 1-363 (120 amino acids)
Source: RefSeq, a predicted model, not a curated record